UAAAAACUAUGCUUGUGUAAUGUAGAAGUAGAGGUGUGCAUAGUGUAUUGCCAGCAGAAUGCGUUUGAGGCAGCAGCGUGCGAUCUACAGGAUGAUUGACAGUUGCCUGUGCUGAGUCACACAGCAGAAUGUCCGGUGUGCCCUGCGGGGCCUUGCAACACCAUACUGUGCCCAAAGCCUGUGCCAUCAUCUGUUCCUGGCUGCUGAUCAUGGUCCACACAGGCUUUUGCCAGAAACCUGCUAAGCUGCCUCUGGUGAGCCGUAAGCCUUUCCUGGCAGCCUGGAAUGCUCCACUGGACAUGUGUACCUUAAAGUACAAUAUCAAUGUCAGUCUUGAUCUUUUCCACAUCAGUGGCAGUCCACGAGCAGUCCACACGGGCCAAAAUGUCACCAUCUUCUAUGCUAACCGCCUGGGCUACUACCCUUUCUACAAUGAGCAAGGAGCUCCCAUCAAUGGAGGCCUACCUCAGAACUCUAGCCUUGAAGCACAUCUUCGCAAAGCCAGAAAAGACAUAGCACACUUCAUACCUUCGGAAGACUUCCGUGGCUUGGCUGUAAUCGAUUGGGAGUUCUGGAGACCGCAAUGGAGUCGGAACUGGCACAAGAAAGAAAUUUACAAACAGAAUUCACGCGAUCUGAUCUCACAGGCGUAUGUUAAUGUGACCAAAGAGCAGGUGGAUGAGUUGGCACGUUUGCGAUUCGAGAAGACCGCCAUGGAGUUUAUGCAGGGCACUCUACAGAUUGGAACUCAAACUCGCCCACAUGGUCUCUGGGGAUUCUACCUGUACCCUGACUGUCAUAAUUAUAAUGUACAUGCACACAACUACAGUGGCACAUGCCCACUACUGGAGACCCUUCGGAAUGAUGAGCUGUUUUGGUUGUGGAACAGCAGCACUGCCCUUUUCCCAGCCCUGGCAAUACGCAAGGACCACGCGGACAGCAUUCGCAAUCUGCACUUUUCGAAGAAUCGGGUACUGGAGUCGCUUAGACUGGCCUCCCUUACCUCGCUGCCCUAUGAGCUGCCUACAUACGUUUACACACGACUGGGCUAUAGGGAUGAGGCAAUGGCAUUUCUGACUCAGAAGGACUUGAUACACACAAUAGGAGAAAGUGCUGCUUUGGGAGCUGCAGGAUUUGUAAUAUGGGGAGAUCUUAACCUCACUUCUUCAAGGCACAACUGUUCCAAAGUGAGGGCAUUUCUAAACCAUAGACUGGGUCAGUACAUCACUAACGUUACCCGGGCAGCAGAAGUCUGUAGCGAAUUCCUAUGUCAGUCAAACGGACGCUGCGUCCGCCGAGACCCAGAGGCACCCCACUAUCUGCACCUGAGCCGCGCCAGCUACCGCAUCCUGAACAACCGCAACGGCACCUUCACUGUGACUGGCUGGCACUCCCAGCGCGAGUUGCAGCUGCUGGCCGAGAGGUUCCGCUGUCAUUGUUACCUGGGUUACGAGGGGGAUCGCUGCAAAAGCAUAGAGCCAAUAAAGAAAGAGGAGGACGAGAAAAAGGAGGAUCAACAUAAAGAGACAAGGGAUACUGCUGUGCCUUUACAAAAUGCCUUCGUUCUGACCGCUCUGCUUCUCUUGUUGAACUUCAGUGGCAUUUAAAGAGAUUGUUCACUCAAAAAUGAAAACUGUAAUUAUUUACUCACCCUCAUGUCAAUCUUCAAAAAUUUCUACUAAUGUAUUCCACUGAAAAAAUAACAAGGGUAAGUAAAUAAUUAUGCUUUUUUUUGUGUGUGAAAUAUACCGUAAUGUAAAUGUGGCCACAAAGCCACACAUCAUAACUCAGUUGGGUUUCAAUUUCAGUGAUUUUGCAUUAUUGAAGAUUAUUGUUACAAUUAAUGAUGAUGUAUGGUUAUGAAGAUGCAAGCCUUGUUUGCACAAACUGGAGUCUGAAUAGAUUCAUAUGACUGUUCUGAAUCUUAUUUCUCUACCAUGAUCUAAUAUGAACUGAAUGCUGGAUUCUGUUAAUAUGUCAAUAUUUUUAAUAGGAACUGUUUCAGCUAUGCAUUUUUUUCCCCACAAAGCACUGACAUCAAGAUGCUUUCCUGCAACUUGCGACCCAAGAUUAUAAAAGCCUAUCCCUUUAAACAAUGCUUGCUGUCAGAGCACUUAAAGUCAGGGAGAAAACUACCUAAAACGGGGAACGUGAAGGUGUAUAAAAAAAAUGUCAUGUUUUAAAAUGUAAUCGAAUGCAUUUAAAAAUAGCAAAAUAUGAUACUUCAAAAUAUCAACAGACAAAACAGCCAAAUUUAAACUUAAAAAACUAAAUUACAGAUCAUGUGACAUCCUUUUGCAUCCAGAAGAGGAUUAUACAUUUAAGAUAUAAUCUUGGGAUUAUCAUUAUUUGAGUUAAAUGGUACAAGUGAAAUAUAUUAAACCUAUAGCCCACAGUCUUUAAUAAUAACAAUAAUCAUAUAAGAUAAAGAUAUAAAAAAAUAUAUAUUGCAAGCCUCAAUUAUGAUAUACAUAUUUUAGAUGAAACAAAAGUAUGGGCACAGUCAAAAUACAGUUGAAUUCAGAAGUUUACAUACACCUUAGCCAAAUACAUUUCAUGUGCUUAUCGGCAGGCUUUCCUCGCUUUUCGAGACCUGGGAGGGAGGGUAGGGAAAAGAGAAGAGGGAAAGGGCAAGGCGGAGGGAUAGUGAGAGAGAGAAAAAAAUUGCUUGUCAGUUCCCAGACACGCCGUCGACCACUCCUUUACCUUCUAGCGGACGACAGCCACUCCUCCCCAGUCGGACAGGAGUGAGUCCUCUGACACCUGGCGGAUGGAACGCCCCUCCACAUUCUGGUGGCCGUUAGCGAGCCCCUCUGCCCCUGGCAGUGGCUCCACUGCUCCAGGUGUCUGGCAGCAAGCCCAUUCUUUCCUCAUGGAUGGCGGACGUUCAUCCGUCCAGGCAGCCGGCAGUGAUGAAUCUGUCCCCCAGCGGCUGCUCCUUUGGGCGGACGGCAGUGGCAAGGACUCCACAACAGCGCAUCCCUCCUCCUUCCCGGGUUUUGGUACCAAUGUAACAGGGUUUACAAUGGGCAAGGAGGAGUAGGGAACCCACUGAACAGUCAAAAAGUAAUAUUUAUUUAAACAAAAAGACACAAAUGUAAACACACGGCAGCUGCGUGUGGCUCUCUCUCCCAAACUGCUGCAUCCGGCUCGGCUUUAUCCCACUCCUCGGCUGAUUAGCCUGAUUGGGGGCCGGCCGUAUAGCAUUGCCUAUAAUUGUUUAACUUAGGUCAAAUGUUUUGGGAAGCCUACCACAAGCUUCUCACAAUAAGUUGCUGGAAUUUUGGGCCAUUCCUCCAGACAGAACUGGUGUAACUGAGUCAGAUUUCUAGGACUCCUUUCUCACACCCACUUUUUCAGUUCUGCCCACAAAUUUUAUAUCCGAUUGAGGUCAGGGCUAGCUCGAUGGCCACUCCAUUACCUUGACUUUGUUGUCCUUAAGCCAUUUUGCCACAACUUUGCAGGUAUCCUUGGGGUCUACAAUAAAGACCCAUUUGUGAUCGAGCUUUAACUUCCUGGCUGAUGUCUUGAGAUGUUGGCUAAAAAGUUACAUUUUUGUUUCAUCAGACCAGAGGAAAUUUCUCCAAAAAGUAAGAUAUUUGUCCCCAUGUGCUGCUUAAAGAGUUAACUUAGUGGAUGUAAACUUCUAAACCACUGGAAUGAUAAAGUUCAUUAGAAGUGCAACAAUCUCUCUUUAAAAAAGUUGUUGGAAAAAUGACAUGUUUCAUGCACAAAGUAGAUUUCCUAAACGACUUGCCAAAACUAUUGUUUGAAAACUGUAGUCUGGCUUUUUUAUGCCAGUUUUGGAGUAGUGGCAUCUUCCUUGCUGAGCAGCCUUUCAGGUUGUGUUGAUAUAGGGCUCGUUUUACUGUGGAUAUAGAUACUUGUCUACCUAUUUCAUCCAGCAUCUUCAUAAGGUCCUUUGCUGUUGUUCUAGGAUUAAUUUGCACUUUUUGCACCAAACUACAUUUAUCAAUAGGAGACAGAAUGCGUCUCCUUCCUGAGUAGUAUGAUGGCGGCAUGGUGUUUAUACUUGUGUACUAUUGUUUGUACAGAUGAACAUGGUACCUUCAGGCAUUUGGAAAUUGAAAAGGAUGAACCAGACUUGUGGAGGCACACAAUUUUUUUGGCUGAUUUCUUUUGAUUUUCCCAUGAUGUCAAGCAAAGAGGCACUGAGUUUGACAGUAGGCCUUAAAAUACAUCCACAGGUACACCUCCAAUUGACUCCAAUUAGCCUAUCAGAAGCUAUUUUGCCUAAAGGCUUGACAUCAUUUUCUGGAAUGUUCAAGCUGCUUAAAGGCACAGUUAACCUUGAUGUAAACUUCUGACCCACUGGAUUUGUGAAAUAGUUAAUUAAAAGUGCAACAAUCUGCCUGUAAACAGUUGUUGGAAAAGUUACUCUUGUCAUGCACAAAGUAGAUGUCCUAAACGACUUGCCAAAUCUAUAGUUUGCUAAUAUGAAAUAUGAGGAAUGGUUAAAUGAGUUUUAAUGACUUCAACCUAAGUGUAUGUAAACUUCUGAAUUCAAUUGUACAAGCACAUUAGACUAUUAAUAUUGUUACACAGCGCUGGUUGUUGAAUUUUCUGUACUUUAAAGUUCCAAAUCCUGUUCGGGUGCCUAUAACUUGAAAGCUUUUCAAAUAGAUUACAAACACAGGCACAUUAACUAGAUGACAGGUAUGGUGAAAAAAAUUAUCAUUCUGUAUUAUUAAAUAUAUUUUACUAGUAGUCUACUGAACAAAAGAUAAAUCAAUGUACUGAUCAGAUUCCUAAGAGAGAAACCUCACAACCAGAGUUAAAGCUAAUUUACAGAAAUUACAAAAAUUAAAUGACAAUGUAAUUAUAAUAAUAAAAAAAAAAAAUCAAAAAUAGCUAUUCCUAAAAUGUUUGUUAUACCAAAGAUUAUGUAGAUUGCAUUUGUUUACUCAAUGCAGGAAAUGUAUGAUUGUACAUGUUAAACUGUGCAUCUGUCUUUUUUGAUCAUCUUUAUGAAACAAGUCAGAACCAUUGAUAUUGGAAGGCAACAAAGGAAAAUCUUUCAAUACUUUAUCUUUGAGUAAAACCUGCAAUCUACCGAUUGUCAUAUAAGUCCAGUUUCAGGUUGAAGGACAGUUGGACUAUAAUGUAUUUUCUUGAAUAUUAUUUCCUACUUUUGACUCAAUGACACAUAUGUGCUGUUUUGUAACAUAUUGCAUUUUGAGCAUUUAGACAAUAUGGGACAAUAUUAUCAGAGCCUUCAUUGUCUGUCAGUGUUUUUAUUACCUCAGUGCUAAACGUUGCCAGUCUCCAAAUAUAUUUCCACAAACAUGUUUUGUAUUCAUCUCAAAAUGUCUUUUAUGAAAUGUGUAAUUAAAUACUUGAUGUUUUUUUUUAUUUUUAUUUUUUACAUUCAGCAAUACUACCAAAUACUCAAUAAAGACAAUGCGUUGUUCAACAAAUGUUGCUUGACUCUUGAUGCACUGCAAAUAAAGGAUUGCAACCUGUACUUGAUUUAGUUUUUUUAAGAAUUUCUUUGACAUAUACACUUAUCAGCCACAACAUUAAAACCACCUGCCUAAUAUUGUGUAGGUCACCCUCGUGCUGCCAAAACAGCACCAACCCGCAUCUCAGAAUAGCAUUUGCUAAUCUUCUCACCACAAUUGUUCAGUGUGGUUAUCCGAGUUACCAUAGACAUUGUCA
Molecule: messenger RNA, 5679 nt
Organism: Xyrauchen texanus (razorback sucker)
Lineage: Eukaryota; Metazoa; Chordata; Actinopteri; Cypriniformes; Catostomidae
Product: hyaluronidase-4-like
Exons: 4
Coding region: 129-1607 (492 amino acids)
Biological process (GO): carbohydrate metabolic process; hyaluronan catabolic process
Molecular function (GO): hyalurononglucosaminidase activity
Source: RefSeq, a predicted model, not a curated record